AUGGUAGAGGAGGCGGUGUUGGGGGCCAUGGUGGAGCUGGUGCUGGUGUUGCUGGUGGUGCUCUUGGUGGUGGUGCUGGUGGUGGUGAUUUUGGUGGUGAUGGUGGUGAUGGUGGUGAUGGUGGUGAUGGUGGUGAUGGUGGUGCUGGUGGCGAUGGUGGUGAUGGUGGUGAUGGUGGUGAUGGUGGUGCUGGUGGUGCUGGUGGUGCUGGUGGUGCUGGUGGUGCUGGUGGUGCUGGUGGUGCUGGUGGUGCUGGUGGUGCUGGUGGUGCUGGUGGUGGUGGUGGUGGUGGUGGUGGUGGUGCUGGUGGUGGUGCUGAUGGAUACUAACGAUGGUGACGGCGACCAUGAGCGUGAUUCUAGUGGUGGCGGCAAUGUUGAUGAUACCGCCACUGCUGAUGCGGCCAAUGGCGAUGGCUUACCGACAUUGCUGACCAGGCGGACGGAAGGGUACCGCUUAACUGGUUAUGGUGCAAAUCCAGCGACCUGCGAGUAUGAUGUGUGGGACAGGGGGGUUCAUAUCUUCACCCUGCGGCCGCUACCCGGCAGACCCUGCCUUCCCCGUUGUUUGGGGCACCCGCAUCCAGUCACCCUAGCCAACUUCUCAGUGGAGCGCUCAGGUUCCGCACCCACCACCGGCAUCCAACGGAACCUGAUGAUCUAUGAUCUGAUGAUAUAUGUAUGCGAGUAUGUAUGGUACGAGGUGGCCACACGUAAAAAGUUAUAG
Messenger RNA from Volvox carteri f. nagariensis, 726 nucleotides. RefSeq lists its product as uncharacterized. Bases 1 to 726 code for a protein of 241 amino acids. The record is from RefSeq and is a predicted model, not a curated record. The transcript has 3 exons. Lineage: Eukaryota; Viridiplantae; Chlorophyta; Chlorophyceae; Chlamydomonadales; Volvocaceae.